Molecule: messenger RNA, 1090 nt
Organism: Apis cerana (Asiatic honeybee)
Lineage: Eukaryota; Metazoa; Arthropoda; Insecta; Hymenoptera; Apidae
Product: 3-hydroxyacyl-CoA dehydrogenase type-2-like
Molecular function (GO): oxidoreductase activity
Source: RefSeq, a predicted model, not a curated record
AUAAAUACAAAAAAAAAAAAAAAAUAAAAAACAAAAAUAAUAAUCAAUUAUUAUUAAUGAAUAUUCAGCAUAUUGUCGCUUACGUUACUGGAGGCGCGAACGGUAUUGGAAAAGCAUGUGCGGAGAAAAUUUUUCAACAAGGUGGUAAAGUAGUGGUAGCUGAUAUAUCUUGUAAUGGAGCUAAAGUUGUCGAGAAUAUGGGUGAUAAAGCUAUAUUUACGUGUACCGACGUAAGUUCAAUUGCUCGUAAGAAUUUUAUACAUACAAUACCUUAAUCGCUAUCGCUAUCGUCGAACAAAAUAAUAUAGUAAAUAUAUUCUUAACUUUCCAAGUUAUCUUUUCUUCGAGAUUUCUCUUCCCGUAUACAUUCACCAUUUGACAUUCUGUAUCUCAAAAGCAACAAACAUUUGUAUUACGAAUUACACUCGAUAAAGAUAAUCGAUCAAAUAUAUGAUGGUUUCAAUAGGUGAGAUUAGAGAAGGAUGUGAUAGACAGCAUGAAAUGCGUGAAGGAGAAAUUCGGGGGUGUAAACGUGUUGAUUAACUCGGCCGGUGUCCUUGGAUACGAGACAAUAAUUGAUUACAAGACAAAGAAACCGCAUUCCGUCGACUUGUACCGAUGCAUCUACGACACUAACGUUUGGGGUCUUUUCAACGUGACACGUUUAUUAGCUCCUAUGAUGGCGGAGAACAAGCCCGAUGAAAAUAAACAGAGGGGAGUGAUUAUAAAUCUUUCGAGCAUGAUGGCGUACGAUCCUCCAGCCGGUUUAGUUGCUUAUGGCUCUUCGAAAUCCGCCGUUUCUGGAAUGACGAUGCCGUUGGCCAGAGGGCUCGCGAUGAAAGGAAUUCGGGUUAUUAGCAUAUGCCCUGGUUACAUAGACAGUCCCAUGACAGCUCCACAAAAACCACCCGAAAGAGCGAAAUGGAUAAGAAUGAAGUUAUCACCGAAACGUUAUGGGACUUGCGAAGAAGUUGCCCAUCUAAUCCAAGCUUGUAUCGAAAAUCCAUUAAUAAACGGUGAGAAUAUACGCAUAGACAUGGGCUUCAGACACAACCAGAUAGAAGAUUCGGAACCAUCAUUCGCUUGUUAA